Molecule: messenger RNA, 2439 nt
Organism: Wickerhamiella sorbophila
Lineage: Eukaryota; Fungi; Ascomycota; Dipodascomycetes; Dipodascales; Trichomonascaceae
Product: AP-1 complex subunit gamma-1
Exons: 1
Coding region: 1-2439 (812 amino acids)
Biological process (GO): receptor-mediated endocytosis; intracellular protein transport; Golgi to vacuole transport
Cellular component (GO): membrane coat; Golgi apparatus; AP-1 adaptor complex
Molecular function (GO): clathrin-cargo adaptor activity
Source: RefSeq, a predicted model, not a curated record
AUGACAUCGCUCAAGUCGUUCAUCAAGGCGGUCCGCGCGGCCAAAACUGCGGCAGAUGAACGCACAGUGAUUCAAAAGGAAAGCGCCAAGAUUCGCACGUCAUUUAGAGAUGAUAGAACUUCGCAUGCCACGCGACGUAGCAACGUGGCAAAGCUCCUUUACCUGUUUACCCUGGGUGAACGCACCCAUUUCGGCCAGGUUGAAUGCCUGAAACUGCUGGCUUCCCCCCAUUUCACAGACAAGCGUCUAGGAUACCUGGGUACGAUGCUUUUACUGGACGAGAACCAGGAAGUCCUCAUGCUUAUCACGAACUCACUCGACAAUGAUCUCCUGCAUCCAAACCAGUACGUGGUUUCGCUUGCCCUCUGUACUCUAGCGAAUAUUGCCUCAGGAUCUAUGUCCCGUGAUUUAUUCCCGCGCGUUGAAAAGCUCAUUACAGCGAGUAAUCCAUACCUCAAAAAGAAGGCAGCAUUGUGUGCUCUACGCAUCAUUCGCCGAGUUCCUGAACUCGAGGAGAUGUUUGUUGAGCACGGUAAAGCUCUUUUGACCGAGUCCAACCACGGUGUUUUGCUUUGUGGCGCUAGUUUGGCCAUCGAUAUGAUCGACAACAACCCGGUGUUGGCCAACGACUUUGCCGAGAUCUUACCAGGCUUGAUUUCCACCCUCAAGACUCUCUCGACCACGGGUUACUCGCCUACGUUUGAUGUCCAAGGUGUGCCUGAUCCGUUUUUACAAACCCGACUCAUCAGAUUGCUCAGGGCAAUGGGUCAAGACAACCAGCCAUUGAGCGAACAGAUGACAGAUAUUCUUGCGGCCAUUGCAUCCAAUACUGAUGGCGCUAAAAACGUUGGUAACGCCGUCUUGUACGAAGCAGUUCUGGCUAUUUUUGCUAUCGAGGCCGAUUCCGGUCUGCGUGUUUUGGGCAUCAAUAUCCUCGGUACAUUCUUAUCAAACAAGGACAAUAAUACCCGUUAUGUUGCUCUGAACACCUUGCUCAAGGUAGUGGGUAUAGAACCAGCUGCUGUGCAGCGCCACCGAGCAACGAUUGUAGAGUGUUUCCAGGACCCAGAUAUUUCGAUUCGACGAAGAGCUCUUGAGCUGUCGUACGCCUUGAUCAACCAAUCGAAUGUAAGAGUGAUGGUACGCGAACUCUUGACGUUUAUGGAAGAUUGUGACCCUGAGUUCAAACCCCAGCUUGUGUCUCAGAUCGCUUUGGCCAGUGAGAGGUUUGCACCGAACAAGCGCUGGCAUAUUGACACGCUGAUGCGCACCUUUGCUCUAGCAGGUAAUCACACAAAAGAAAACGUCCUCAGUGCAUUCAUUUUACUAGUGAUUGAUGCCCCGGAUCUUCAGCUCUAUGCUGCUCAAAAGCUGUAUCGCCAGGUUCGCGCAGAUCUUAGCCAACAGGGUCUUCUUAUUGUCGCGCUCUGGGUCCUCGGUGAGUACUGUGACAUCUUGUUGCAGGCUGGAUCAUUCAAUGAUGACGAGGGCUCUGUUGAUAUCAACGAAUCACUUCUCGUUGAGCUAGUUGAAAAUAUAUUGGCAAGCCCCUUUGCGACGCAGGUAGUCCAGGAGUACGCUAUCAAUGCUGCAGUCAAGUUCAGUGUGCGUAUGAAGGGUGCUCCAGAAUUUGAUCGUAUCCGGCGUCUUUUGGGCCCCUUUGCUCACUCGCUUGAUCCCGAGCUACAACAGAGGGCAAUUGAGUAUAAAGUGCUCAUGGUUCAGGAUAAGCUUCGCCGUGGUGUUUUUGAACGUAUGCCUGCGCCUGAAUUUGGUGAGGAUCUUGAAACUCAGCAUGCAAAGGCCAUGUCCAAGGCACUUGUUCGUCGUAGACGCCGGCCCAUUGCUCCCGGCGCCAAGCCUGCAGUUUCGGAGGCGCCGGUUAGCGACUUGCUUGAUUUGGGUGACAGUGCUACGCCUGUUGCUGCACCUUCUAGUGACUUGCUAGCCGAUAUCUUCGGCUCGUCGCCUGCUCCCACCGCGCCCUCUCCGGCUCCGGCUCCGGCUCCGGCAAACCCCGCUGCCAAAGAUAUUUUGGAUCUGUUUGGAUCGACACCUGCUGCGCCUACGCCUGCGCCUGCUGCUUCUGUACCUCCCGUCCCUAGCGGCCCCCCGGCUUAUUCGAGCAGUCACCUCGUUUUGCACAUUUCUGGAAGCAAAGAGUCUAGCGGAGUAGCCAAGCUCAGGGCAGUUUUCACUGCCACUUCUCCGGUCGAGAAUAUUGUGAUGCAAGUUGCUGUCCCGAAAUCGCAAAAGCUGGCGCUGCAGCCGCUGGCAAAACCAGAUUUGGCCGCCGGAGAGUCUACGGAACAGCUCAUCAAGAUCACAGGCCCCGAAGGAGCAGCCCUCAGACUCCGGUUGCGUAUUUCAUACGUGGGCGGUGGUCAAAAUAUCCAAGAACAGGUUGACUACAACGGUCUGCCUCAGGGAUUGUUUUAA